Molecule: messenger RNA, 2441 nt
Organism: Elgaria multicarinata webbii
Lineage: Eukaryota; Metazoa; Chordata; Lepidosauria; Squamata; Anguidae
Gene: PXN
Product: paxillin
Exons: 7
Coding region: 76-1863 (595 amino acids)
Biological process (GO): endothelial cell migration; transforming growth factor beta receptor signaling pathway; substrate adhesion-dependent cell spreading
Source: RefSeq, a predicted model, not a curated record
CGGAGGAGCUGAGGGGAAAGUUGCGGUGGCUCCAGUCAAGCGGUGGCCGCCGGAGCGGGGAGUGGCGACGGCAACAUGGACGACCUGGAUGCAUUGCUAGCAGACCUGGAAUCCACUACCUCCCACAUCUCCAAGCGGCCAGUCUUCCUGUCAGAGGAAACAUCUUAUUCAUACCCAACUGGAAAUCAUACGUACCAGGAAAUCACUAUACCUCCUCCGGUGCCGCCCCCUCCUUCCAAUGAGGCCUUGAAUGGGACUGUAAGUGACCCUUUAGACCAGUGGCAGCCCAGCAUCCCCAGAAAUAUUCAACAGCAGCUGCAGUCUCAGUCCCCUGUGUACAGCUCCAGUGCCUCCGUGUCCAGAGAGUGUGUCAUCUCUCCUUCUCGUGCAACUGAAGAGGAACACGUCUACAGUUUCCCCAACAAACAGAAGUCUGCGGAACCCUCUCCCACCCUAAUGAGCACUUCGCUAGGCAAUAACCUGUCAGAACUGGACCGACUGCUACUGGAACUAAAUGCUGUUCAGCACAACCCUCCUAGUGGCUACCCGGCAGAUGAAGCCACUAGGAGCCCCUCAUUGCCUGGUGGGGCUGGCUCUCACUACGGCGUCUCUGAGAACACUACCUCUUUGAACACACAAUCAGCAGCCCCAGCAAAAGAGAAGCCCAAGCGGAAUGGAGGGCAGAGUAUCGAGGACAUGUGCCCCAGCGUGGAGAGCCUUUUGGAUGAACUGGAGAGCUCUGUGCCCAGUCCAGUUCCAGCUAUUACUGUGAAUCAGGGCGAGAUGAGCAGCCCUCAGCGGGUCACCUCCAGCCAGCAACAGACUCGCAUAUCUGCCUCAUCAGCAACAAGAGAACUGGAUGAACUGAUGGCUUCUCUUUCAGACUUCAAGACCAGUUCCACCGUAUCACUGACCUCUGAACCCUCCCUGGAGCUACUUCCUGGACCCGUUGGCCCAGAUCCGGCCAGUGGGCUUCCUACUAUGGCUGUCCUGACUACCUCAAAGCAGCAAACCCCAGGCCUUUACGGGAAUGUGCCAGGCUCCCUGACACCUCUGCCAUUGGAGGUCCUUCACAUUGAAGAGGAGAGCGGCAGUCCCGUUCCAGAGCACUCUCUCACCGCCUCGGGUGCCCCUUCCAGUGGGGCAGUGAUCUCAUUUUCCAAAAUGGAUGCAUUGUCAAUUUGCUCCGACCUCGGAACCCAGAAGCAGAGUGUUGCAGAACCAAACAAACUUUGGAGGGAGGAGCAGAGAUACGAGGCCAAGGUUGCCCCGGUGUCUCUUUCAAGCUCCUGUAUCAGCAGCAGAGUGAAAGUUCCAACGCCAAUGAAGCUGGAACAGGCGGCUACAUCGGAUCCAAUAGCUGCUGCUCACGAGGAGAACAAGGCUGGUAAAGUUUCUUUCAAUGAGGCGAGCCAUCCGGAAGUAUCUCUGCUUGCACGAAGAACACCUCCCAGGAGAGACCGUGUUGCGCCAACCACAUACAAACCUGAUCUUUUGAGUGUGGAUCAGUGGGAGAGAUUUCCAGGCCCCAAAGGCCAGCAGGGCCGUAUCCUGCAGCAAGACGCCAAGCAGGCGGCUCACAUCCGAGAUCCAUCCAGAGCCAGCAGCUGCCCUGACGUUGCUGAGCAAAGGCACGGCCGAGAGAAGACGUCCAGGAAAAAUAGCCUUCAGCAUGUUCCAACAGCCCAGUGGAAAGAGCCAUUCUGCAGCCUGCCAGCUGUCCCAGUGUCUACAGGAAAUGCCUGGGGAGAAGAGUUGGACCUGAUCCCUGCUUGUAGGAUGCCUGUGGAGAGGAUUUCUACGUCGGGCCAGGCAGGCAUCACAACGAAUGUAGAGGGGAAUGAGCUAGCGGGAUCCUUCUGAUAGUGCAUCGAGUUCACCUGUGCAUGAACUGUGUGCUUUUUGCCCCUCGAAUUCAGCUAGUUCUGCAUGCUUCUCUGGAAUAGUCUUGAUGGCAGCUGCAUGGGAGUGUGAUUUGAGAAACGGUUGCUCUUAAUAAGUUCCGUGGCAAACCUUUGGGAUGCUUGGCUCCGUUUGGGUUGUGAAAAUUUUAACAAGCGCUUGCAUUCCUCUUAGUAGAGGGAAACGAAGCAGGGGGGUGGCUUGAAAGUGUGUGUAACACCGUGCAGUUGGGACUGAAGGGGCCUUUCCCCCAAUUGCCGUCCGUACUUCCUGGGUUGCUCUGUUGGACGUGGCCCUCUCAUUGUUCUGUGUAAGCGAUGUGGUAGGACGUGGCCUACGAAGGCUCAUUCUACAUGGAUUGCUAGUUUCUAACGCCUUUUGUUGCCUCGAUGCUACGGACUGCUGCAGCAUCCCUCCUGUGAUCUGUGCUCCUAUACAUUCUCACCGAGCUGCGAUAAUUCAGUUUCCCUCUGCGUUUACAGCACACGGUGCAUGAAGAUACUACCAACACUUGUGAUGCUUUUAAAGUGUCUCCGAUA